AUGGAUCACGCUCUUCCCAAAGUUGCUUAUGUCUUCUCGAACGGAUACACCAAAAGAAAUAGAACUUGACUUGUUCUUGUUCACACAUAAUUGUGGUAAACGAGGAAUUGAUUCUGAUGUGUUUAUUCCUAAAGUAGCUAAAAUCCUACCAAAGGAAGUGGCCGGUCUUUAUGUGUUUGGGAUAGAGGAAGCUUGCUCUAUUAUGGAUGCUUCUUCUUACACAACAUCUAAUCCCCAUUUUAUCGCUGUAAACCAGGUACUUUUGGAUACUUUACACAAAGCUUAUGGGAUGAGUGAUACAAAGUUUCAUACUGUCGGGAUUUGUCAUAUUGGAGCAAUUGGAAUCUUUGUUAUCACUCCAUUUCCACUGAAAAUUACAAAGGUCAGGUCUGCUUCUAUGGGGUGUGGAUAUUUUUAUUCCUCUAUGAAGGGUGCUGCUGGUUUAAGAGUGACAUGGAAGCCUUCUGAGACUUCAGGUGAAAUGGUUGAUUUAACGUUUGCUGAUGCUCAUCUUUCGGCAUAUGAAGGUGAAUAUUAUUGUGCUAAGAGAAACUAUGAGGUUAUACGGUUGAUGAGAGCACUUGACUUUGGAGACGGGUACAGUUUCUUAAAACCCAACUCUCACUCGUUCUUUAUGGGAGAUUUAAACUACAGAACCACCAAAGAUAUUAGGGCCGACACCAGUGCUAUUGAAGAACUUACUUCUCUUCAAGAUCAAACUAUGACAACCAAUUCUUCCACAGAAGAAUUGGUUCAAAAGUAUGAUGAAUUAAGUGAAAGUAUAAGAAAUGAUCAAGUGUUUAUGGGCUUUACGGAAGCUUGUAUAGACUUCCCCCCCACGUACAAGUUCAAUUUAGGGACAGCUAUAUACAACACUAAAAGAUCGCCUUCUUGGUGCGAUCGAAUCCUUUACCAGUCCACUUAUCGAAACCGGCACGGAGCUUUCAAAAGUGGUCUUCUGUCUCUGGCUGUCCCAAGAGUCAAGGAGUACAAUAGUGUGAAGGCGCUCUUCACUUCGGAUCAUCAACCAGUGUAUUUGUCUAUAAGCAUCCCAUUCGAACCACCAGAGUCAAUCAUUUCAAGUUCUGGAUACUUGAAAAUACUCCCCAACGAUCAGGGUAUUGACCAUUUCCAUCGCAAAAACUCUAAUGAAGUAAUCGCUGACAGUGCUAGUGGGCCUACUCAAAUCUAUGGAAAAUCUACAAAAUUGGAUAGGAUCAUUAGAUUUUAUUUAACUCCAUUAUCGGAUCUGGUAAUUGGUAAUGGGUUAUGGGUUUCUACAACUCCCAGCGGUAGAAUUGCCAUAUUGGUAGGAUUGCUACUCUUGGUAGCCGUUUAUCAAAUUUUCAAAUAAUUCCUGUGAGGCUCAAGAUAUCCGUUAUUAAGCGAUAAUUCCCGUUCAUGUAUAAAUACUCGAUCAAGGUCCUCCUAUAUUUGAAAAUUCUGUAUUGUUUACGUUAUUCUAGUCAAAAUUCGUUACAUCCUACUAUUGGCCUAUAUAUUAAUAAACUCAUGGGUAUAAUCAGCCCUUCGUGACAUAUAUAAGCAAUGUCUGUAAAAAAAUUGUUGGUCAGAUUGCUUGACAAAUUGGUGUCCAAAUUGGUGUCCAAAUUGGUGUCCAUGGAUGUGGGAGCCCUAAUUUGCUAGGUAUUCAGGCAAAGUAAAGACUAUUCGUACUAUAAACCCGUUAGUUCAGGAUGCUCUCUUGUGGUUGCCGUUUAGGAUCGUAUGAGAAGACCACAAAACCGUAUUUUUUUCUUGUGUGAAAAUGCCUAUAAGCCCUUUCACCCGUGCUACCAGGACACACAUUGCAAAAUUUUCCAAUUGUAACUCUGAAUCUUUUGUAGGUAUUCAAAAGCCCGUUAUCAAUGCUGGGAGACUUAAAGGUCACUUCAGAAAGUGAUUCUUCAUUAGUAAAGGUCUCCAACACCCUCGAAUCCCUGUCACAACAUGAUAUUCCAUCCAUGUCAUGGUGGGGUAGCUUUAAGGAUGGGUUUAAACCUUCCCCAUAUUGUACCACAGUUGAUACCACGAAUCUCACUGAUAUCGAAAGAGCCAACAAAGGUGUUGAACAAACGGUGUUGAAUAAAGACCUUAAAAAUAGACAUCUUCAAAUGUUAAGUUUAGGAGGGACUUUGGGAACCGGAUUGUUGAUAGGUUCGGGGUCGGCAUUAGCGACCGGAGGACCAGCAGCAUUAAUUAUCGGUUGGGGGAUAAUUGGAACCAUGGUGUUUAACACUGUGCAUGCAUUGGGAGAGCUUUGUGUUGCCCUUCCAGUUUCAGGAGCUUUUUCCAGUUAUGCAACAAGGUUUAUUGAUUCUUCGUGGGGAUUUGCAGUCGGUUGGAACUAUGCCCUUAUGUGGCUUAUAGUGUUACCAUUGGAAUUAGUGGCUGCUGCUAUUUCGAUCCAAUUUUGGAAUUCAAAUAUAAACCCAGUUGCCUGGGUGAGUGUCUUCUACAUUUUAAUCGUUGCUAUUAAUUUGUUUGGCGUUAAAGGAUAUGGAGAAGCAGAAUUUAUAUUAUCUACAUUCAAAGUAAUUGCUCUCUCAGGGUUUAUAAUCUUGGGGGUAAUUUUGGUAUGUGGUGGAGGGCCUACACAUGAGUUUAUUGGAAGUAGAUAUUGGAAAGAUCCGGGUCCUUUUGCUAAUGGUUUUAAGGGCGUGUGUUCAGUGUUUGUUACUGCAUCUUAUAGUUUAGCAGGUUCCGAGUUAGUUGGACUUGCAGCAUCUGAAUCCGAAGAUCCUUCCAAGACGUUACCAAAAGCCAUUAGACAAGUUUUCUGGAGGAUCUUCUUCUUCUUUUUCAUAACGUUGACAAUAGUGGGAUUGCUUGUUCCUUAUACUUCUUCAAAUUUAUUUGGUUCUGGUUCUGCUGUAUCACCAUUUGUGAUAGCCAUUAACAAUGCCCACAUCAAAGUAUUACCAUCCAUUUUCAAUGCAGUUAUCCUUGUUUCAGUAAUUUCAGUAGGGAAUUCUGCCGUAUAUGGAUGUUCACGUACAAUUCAAAGUCUUGGUGCUCAGGGCCUAGCUCCAAAAUUUUGUGCUUAUGUGGAUAAGCGAGGAAGACCUUUAGGCGGGCUUCUUGUGGCAGCAGUAUUUGGUUUGUUGUGUUUCCUAAGUGCAUACAAAGACGAGGAAUCUAUCUUUGCUUGGUUGUUGAGUAUAAGUGGGUUACUGACAAUAUUCCUGUGGAUUAACAUAGGGGUAUGUCAUAUAAGGUUCAGAAUGGCACUUAAACUUCAUGGUAAAACCACUGAUGAUUUGGAGUUUGUCUCGAUAGGAGGAAUUUGGGGAUCAAUCUAUUCAAUUGUCUUAUUGAUAUUGGUCUUGAUAGCACAAUUCUGGGUUGCAUUAUUUCCUGUUGGAGGGGACGGUUCUCCGAAUGCUAGAAUUUUUUUUCAGAAUUACCUUGGCGUCAUUGUGAUCUUGGUAUUCUACUUGGCUCAUAAGUUGUAUUCGAAAAAUUGGAGACUAUGCGUACCCCUUUAUUCAGUGAAACUUGACUGAUCCACCUUAAGAAUAUCAACUACUCUUUUUGAUACCCCUUUUAAGCACCGGCUUUUAUUAUGAACCCUAAAAUGUUAGUUGUGUACAAACAAAUUUUACUUAUUAGAAACAUACCAAUUUCUUACUUGAACAUCCGUGAGGCUUGCUCUCUCUGCAAUAUCUUGGAAAGAUUUCUUACUGAUACGGGACAAAUCCUUGUGAACUAAAUACCAAUCCUCUAGCUCC
Molecule: messenger RNA, 3731 nt
Organism: Yamadazyma tenuis ATCC 10573
Lineage: Eukaryota; Fungi; Ascomycota; Pichiomycetes; Serinales; Debaryomycetaceae
Source: RefSeq, a predicted model, not a curated record